Equus caballus (horse) is the source of this 5337-nucleotide messenger RNA. RefSeq names its product retrotransposon Gag like 6 (gene RTL6). The record is from RefSeq and is a predicted model, not a curated record. NCBI's taxonomy places the organism in Eukaryota, Metazoa, Chordata, Mammalia, Perissodactyla, Equidae.
CCCGCUCGGCCCGCCCCCCGCCGCCGGCCUGACCUGACCGGGAAGCAGUUCCAGCGGGCCGCCGCCGCCGUGACGCAUCGGCCGCCGCGUCCCCCGCUCGGGCCAUCUUGGUGGCGGCCGGCGCGGCAGACGGAGCCGCGGAGCCAGCGCGGAGAGCCAGGGCCCGGGACGAUCCAGCCUCCCGCGCAGCCGCCUGGGCCUGGCGAGGGCCGCGAUAGAGGAGCGCAUCCCGGAGUCCGGGGGCCCAGCGGCCUGCACCGCCUGCUGCCCCGGCCGCGCUGCCCUCUCUCUGGUCCCCUCGGAGCCCGCUCUCUCCCUGAUCCCUGCUCGGGCCUCCCCGGUUCCAGCAUCGCAGGUGCUCCGCUCGGGGCUUCCCAUACCCGCCCCUCGCGCCCCGUCCGUCUCAGUCUUUGGCUGACCUCUGGCCAACAUGGUCCAACCCCAGACCUCCAAAGCCGAAUCCCCGGCCCCUGCGGCCUCGGCCAGUGCCCAGGUAGAUGACGUCAUCGACACCCUGACCUCCCUGCGCCUCACCAACUCUGCCCUCCGGCGGGAGGCCUCCACCCUGCGGGCCGAAAAGGCCAAUCUCACCAACAUGCUGGAGAGCGUGAUGGCCGAGCUGACCCUGUUACGCACCCGGGCUCGGAUUCCGGGGGCGCUGCAGAUCACGCCGCCCAUCUCGGCCAUCACCUCCAACGGGAGCCGACCCAUGACCACACCUCCGACCUCUCUGCCCGAACCGUUUUCCGGAGACCCCGGCCAGCUGGCGGGGUUCCUGAUGCAGAUGGACAGGUUUAUGAUCUUCCAGGCCUCCCGCUUCCCGGGUGAGGCCGAGCGAGUGGCGUUCCUGGUGUCCCGGCUGACGGGGGAGGCAGAGAAGUGGGCCAUCCCCCACAUGCAGCCUGACAGCCCCUUGCGCAACAACUAUCAGGGCUUCCUGGCCGAGUUGCGUCGAACCUACAAGUCCCCUCUCCGGCACGCACGGCGCGCCCAAAUCAGGAAGACUUCUGCCUCGAAUCGGGCUGUGCGUGAACGGCAGAUGCUGUGCCGCCAGCUGGCCGCCACGGGCACCGGGCCCUGCCCCGUGCACCCCGCCUCCAGCGGGACGAGUCCAGCUCCCACCCUGCCCACCCGAGCGCGGAACCUUUAAGAAUCGGCCGCCACCCUGGUCGCAUAUGCAGCCACCCAGGUAGCAUACACCCUCUGCUGCGUAGAAGAAACGUGCGUGCGACAGCAUCGCUGCUGUUUGAAGACGUCCCUUCCAGCCUCUCCACACCUGUUCCCUAAGGAGAUCUUCCUUCCUGGCUCUUGGGCGCCCUGUUACCUUGCUUCCUAGUGUACUACCAGCUUCGUACCUGCACCGCGGCGCAGGUCUCCCCUCUCUUGCCUGCAGCCCCAGCUCCUCUGGUGACCACAGCUCUGCUAUUUGGUCACAGCGACUCCACGGCACCCUGCGGACCACUGGGGCUGACCUCUCCCGGCGUGACCAGGGUCGUGGCAGCUCCUACUCCACCCUCUGCUGGCCCCCACAGCAGCUCCCUGCCUGCUUGCCGUGACCUCACUGAUGACAGACAGAAGCAGCUUUGGCCAGGCUGGUGGCUUGGUGUGGGUACCUGGAGCAGGGUCUGGCUUCCUGCCCAUAAGUGAUCACCUGCCCUGCCAGGGCCCAGCGUUGCAGGCAGGGGCCUCGUCCCUGCUGUCAGUAGCCAGGUGACCCCUGCUGGGGGUGUGGUUCCAGCAUUUCUGGGGGCAGGUUCACUCUGCACAUAAACACGCAGUCAUUAUGGCCGUUGCUGCCCCUGGGAAAGACCGAUAUCGCAGCUAACAGGAGGAGCCCCUGGAACGUGCACCUCCAUUAGCACCUGGCUGUAGCUGCCAGUGUUCCGAUGGCACCAGGAAUUUGGGGGACUCUGGAACUCACCUGCUAGAGAGGGUCGUUGUGACUGUGGACACUGGGCAGUUGCAUCAAGGCCCGACAGGCAGCACGUCCCUGCACGUCCACGCCUCAGGCCACUGCAGGCUGGGGGCGACGCUCGUGGCCCGCUUUGCUGCCCUGGACCUCCAGUGGGCCUCACCCCAGCUGCCAGUGUGCAGUCUCCCCCUCUUUGUCCCUUGGUGGUGGGCCUCGUCUAGCUUGAGCCUCAUUCCCUUCUCCAUUCAGGUGACGUGUGGCCUUCGCCUCUGCCCUUUCAGCCACCCACACCGUCUCUGCGUCUCUGGAGCUCCAUGGAGCCUGCCUCCCCACAUCUGGGCUGGCCCUCAGGUUCCAGGCUUGGUCCGAGAAGCCCUGGGCUCUGACGGCUGGAGAGCCAGCUCCUCUGGGCCGCAGCAUUAGCGCUUGAGGCAGGUGGUGUCUGCCUCUGGCAACCCCACCCAGGGCCUUGGCACAUUUGUAAAGGAGAAGGGCUGCGGACUGCCUUGGUCCUAAUGUGGUGCCACUGCAGAGCUGGCACUCGUGUCCUAAUUCUGAGGGACAGAGCUGUACCUCCUGGGGGUGUGUGGCCUCAUGCCUCCUCGCGGGGCCCACCCAGAGGUCACUUUCUUGGUGAGACUGGGCCAGGCCCUUUGGAGCAGUGACGCCCCGCCAUCUUUUAGUGCCAAAGGGAGCGCAGUUACGGGGCCGCCUGGACCGCGGGGCAUGGGCGCUCUUGCCCUGCUUCACCUGCCCACUCUGGGUGGUCCUGGCUUGACUGGAGAACCACGGCCUCCGCGCCCACCCAAAGACCUGUGUCUUGGGAUACCCGGAGCUUGGGUCCUGGGGCCCAUCCUCUUCCUCAGAGUUUUGACGAUGCUGGGAAGUGACUGCGUUCCUGAAGCAACUGCUGCCUCGCAAGGUCAAGGGCAUUCAGUGGUUGCUGGGGGUCGUGGACCACUGCCACCUGCUCAUUGUACUCUGUUAGCCCAAUUGCCCUGCUCAACAACUGCCUGAAUACAGGCUUCAGGCCCCCUGGAUUCCAGCUGAGGCUGUUCAGGUGGGACCAUGGUGCUCAUUAAGCAUGAAUGUGGAGGACACACGGUGGGGCCACCAUUCUGGGGGUGGGACCUCUGAUGGGGGGUGUGCAGAUUGCUUUCUCUGUGCUCAGUCGUCUUCUGUCUGCCUGCAGAUGAAGGGGUACAGUGGCACCUGGGGAGAAGGAGGCCGGUGGGGGGGUCACAGACACCUUGAAGGUUUCCGUGGGGUGCAGCCCAGCCAGGGCAGAGACCCUGCAUGGGACGGCAGGAUCUGCCACCCGCCAGCCCUGGGUCGGCCCGGGUGGUUUUGGGACCUGCCGUGUUUGUGGUGUUAGGCGCUCCUUUCAGCUGUGCGGCUCGUCCCAGGGCCAGAGCCGCCGGGGCCGGCCAUGCCCACCCCUUUGCGCCUGGGAUGUGCCCAGUCGAGGCUGCCACUCGCUUCAUUUGUCUCGGUGAUGUGGCUGCGUUCCACCUGUUGGUGCUGGCGUUCGUGGCCUUAGGACUGGUGCUGUUGCACAUCUGCGACCUUGACAGCUCCCUGCAACGUUGGAAACGAGCAUGUGAGAGAGGCUCGGGGUAGCCCUGCACUGCCCUCGGGGGAAGCUCCACACUGGGCGCCCUCUGUGGCUCUGCUGGAAGACACCUGGUCCCCUGCCACAGAGGAUGGGAUCAAGCUCCUGCAGCCCGGAGCCGGACCAUGUGACCGGGAGGGUCGCACGCAGACGGAGGUGGGGGGUAUAACUUUCAUUGUUGUACAUUUUGGGCUAUAACUUCUCUACGUCCAAGGGGACAGGCGUUGCUUUGUAAAAGGGACAGGCAGUGUUGAUGGUGCAUGGGAGGGGAGCUUAUGUUUUCGUGGUGUGGACACUAUGGCCUCCAUUGUGACUGCUCUCUGGUCUGUGUGGCGCUCCCUCUGGUAAGUAAGCUUCCUUGUUGACGGUGUCGUUGGAGGUGAGAAUAGAGUAAGUGCUGCUUCUUGGCCUAACAGAGGGGCCUUGGCGUUAACUUAAUGUCCUGAAGCAUUUCGGUGACGUCUAGGGAAAGGCAAAGACCCGUUUCGUGGGCCCCAGGUGAAUAUGUGACGAGUGAGUAACGAUGAGACGAGCAGAAACACCCCGUCAAGGGCAGGUGAGGCUUUCCUGAUGCACCAGCCUCUGCUGUCGGGGCCACAGGACCCCGCUGGAGCCGCACUCCAGGUGGUCAGGCCUCUAGGAGGACAGACACGUGGGGAGGGUGGGCGUGGACUUAGCUUCCCUUAAGGGAGCCAGCAGCAGCUGGGACGCUACCAGGUGGGGCUCUGUGUGGGAAGGGGGAGAUCCUGGCGGAGGUCCCUGCCGUCUCCCUCCAGCGCUGUAUGACCAAGGUCGCCUCCUGCACAGGAAGCGGUAGGUCCAGGGCUCAGAGGUGAAGACCCAGGUGGGGCUCCGCAAGAAGGCGGAGAGCAGGCUGUUGGGGACACAGCAGAAACUUGCAGCGUAGGGAGAAGACGGGUUUAGGGCAGGUCGGUCAUGCACUGUGAGUGAGCGAGCUGCGGUCUCCCGUGUCGCCCCUCAGGGUCCCAGCACGGGGCAUGGUGGCGGUUGACACAGCACGCACGCAAUAGAGAAGAUGGGAGGGACCCCAGUCCUCACCGCGAUGUCACUAUCUCCUUUCUGUAAACAAGUCACAACCCACCAGGUCGUUUCAUCAUCAAAGCAAAGCUACACAUUAUAGAAAUUUUGGAAAAUAAAGAAGAAAGAGAAAAAAGUAAAAACUUAAUAUUUCUGUGUCUCAUUCCAGGCUGCCCCGCCCCAUCAGGGCUUCUAUUUUUAGUCCAGCGUAGUUGUAGUCCUGUACCGAGAGCACGGGCACUCCCCGUUGCGGCUGGCUGUUCUUCGGAUGGCUGUGUGCCCCUGCGGCAGUCGUGCCAGUGGUGGGCACCAGUGCUGUUGCUCAUUUCUCACUGUCACAAAUCGAUGGAUAUCUUCGUGCACAAAUCUUUUUCCCAAUGUCGAGUUUUAUUUCCUUAGGGUGGAUUCCCAGAGGUGGGGUUAUUGAAUUAAAGAAUAUGAAAACCUUUGAGGCUCUUAUUACCUAUUGACGAAAUGGUUUCCAGAAACCUUUGUAUCCACUUACACUGCCACCAGCAAAGACAGAUGUGCCCGUUUAACCAUCUUGCCAGCACUGAGUGUUAUCAUCUCGCUAAGUAUUUGCUGAUCUGAUAAUGAAAAAAUAGCAAGUUUCAGUUUGCAUUUCUUUGGUUUCCAGCAGAGAUGAACAUCUUCAUGUGAAGCAGUGUGUUUCCUCUUUUGUGGGUGUCGGUGUCCUUUGCUCUUAUCUACUGGGGUCUGAUAAAUUUGUAUGAGCUCGUUGUAUAUUAAAGAUAUUAACCUGUCGUGUGUCAUA